AUGGAAACAGAAGACUCAUCAGGGGUGGACAGGUUAAUAUCCAACACAGGUAUUAAUCACUUGCCAGAUGUUCACAAGAUUCACUCUCUCCAAAAGGUUUUACUAGACAUUCAGGAUAACAUAAACAUUCAUGCAGUUGAAAGAAAUUCUUUCAUGGGGCUGAGUUUUGAAAGCGUGAUUCUACGGCUGAAUAAGAAUGGGAUUCAAGAAAUACACAACUGUGCAUUCAAUGGAACUCAACUAGAUGAGCUGAAUCUAAGCGAUAACAAUAAUUUGGAAGAAAUGCCUAAUGAUGUUUUCCAAGGAGCCUCUGGACCAGUUGUUCUAGAUAUUUCAAGAACAAGGAUCCAUUCCCUGCCUAGCUAUGGCUUAGAAAAUCUUAAGAAACUGAGGGCCAGGUCGACUUACAACUUAAAAAAGCUUCCCAGUCUGGAAAAGCUUGCUGCCCUCAUGGAGGCCAGCCUCACCUAUCCCAGCCACUGCUGUGCCUUUGCAAACUGGAGACGGCAAAUCUCUGAGCUUCAUCCAAUUUGCAACAAGUCUAUUUUAAGGCAAGAAUUUGAUGAUAUGACUCAGGCUAGGGGUCAGAGAGUCUCUCUAGCAGAAGACCAUGAGUCCAGUUAUGGCAAAGGAUUUGACAUGCUGUACAAUGAAUUUGACUAUGACUUAUGCAAUGAAGCGGUUGGUGUGACCUGCUCCCCUAAGCCAGAUGCAUUCAACCCAUGCGAAGAUAUUAUGGGGUACAACAUCCUCAGAGUCUUGAUAUGGUUUAUCAGCAUCCUAGCCAUCACUGGGAACAUCAUAGUGCUGGUGAUCCUGAUUACCAGCCAAUACAAACUCACAGUUCCCCGGUUCCUUAUGUGCAACCUGGCCUUUGCUGAUCUCUGCAUUGGAAUCUACCUGCUGCUCAUAGCAUCAGUUGAUAUCCACACCAAGAGCCAAUACCACAACUAUGCCAUUGACUGGCAAACUGGAGCAGGCUGUGAUGCUGCUGGCUUUUUCACUGUCUUUGCCAGUGAGCUUUCAGUCUACACAUUGACAGCCAUCACCCUGGAAAGAUGGCACACCAUCACCCAUGCCAUGCAGCUGGACUGCAAGGUACAGCUCCGUCAUGCUGCCAGUGUCAUGGUGAUGGGCUGGGUCUUUGCUUUUGCAGCUGCCCUCUUGCCCAUCUUUGGCAUCAGCAGCUACAUGAAAGUGAGCAUCUGCCUGCCCAUGGAUAUUGACAGCUCUUUGUCACAGCUAUACGUCAUGUCCCUCCUUGUGCUCAACGUCCUGGCCUUUGUGGUCAUCUGUGGCUGCUAUUCCCACAUCUACCUCACAGUGAGGAAUCCCAACAUCGUAUCCUCCUCUAGUGACACCAAGAUUGCCAAGCGCAUGGCCAUGCUCAUCUUUACUGACUUCCUCUGCAUGGCACCCAUUUCUUUCUUUGCCAUUUCUGCCUCCCUCAAGGUGCCCCUGAUCACUGUGUCCAAGGCAAAGAUUCUCCUGGUCCUAUUCUACCCCAUCAACUCCUGUGCCAACCCCUUUCUCUAUGCCAUCUUUACCAAAAACUUUCGCAGGGAUUUCUUCAUUCUGCUGAGCAAAUUUGGUUGCUAUGAAAUGCAAGCCCAAAUCUAUAAGACAGAAACCUCAUCUGCUGCCCACAGUUCCCAUCCAAGGAAUGGCCACUGUGCUUCAAGUCCUAGAAUUACCAGUGGCUCCAGAUACAUACUCAUUCCUCUAAGGCAUUUAGCCCAGAACUAA
This is a messenger RNA of Nycticebus coucang (slow loris), 1746 nucleotides long. RefSeq names its product follicle stimulating hormone receptor (gene FSHR). The record is from RefSeq and is a predicted model, not a curated record. Gene Ontology annotation, molecular function: follicle-stimulating hormone receptor activity; G protein-coupled receptor activity. Gene Ontology annotation, cellular component: membrane. NCBI's taxonomy places the organism in Eukaryota, Metazoa, Chordata, Mammalia, Primates, Lorisidae. Gene Ontology annotation, biological process: male gonad development; follicle-stimulating hormone signaling pathway.